Messenger RNA from Paramuricea clavata, 614 nucleotides. The record is from the annotation of a GenBank genome assembly. NCBI's taxonomy places the organism in Eukaryota, Metazoa, Cnidaria, Anthozoa, Malacalcyonacea, Plexauridae.
GAUUAGUAGAUGUUGAAGAGUUCGAAGAAGCUGAAAAAUGGAUACAAGUCUGUACAAGUGAGUACGUAGCCUUUACUAUGCGUUAUCAUGAUUAUAUUAAGAAAAUAGAUGAGGAUAAAAGUAAACAGAAUGUCAGUGACAGUGUCGUUGGUGAAUCGAGUGAAGAGAACAAUGAGGAAAGUAAUGGUAGUCAAGGAAGUAACAAUCUGAUUGAACAGUCUACUGUUUCUAAUGAGAACAAUCACGCAAGCACAAUGCAAAACCCUGAAAUGAUACAACACAGUCCGAGUUCAGCCAAGCCCUUUACUGUUAAGCAUGAAAAAGCCAAAUUACCUGUGUUUACUGUUGAUGUUCGACAAUAUUUCAUAUUUAAGUCAGAUUUUAAACACGCUGUCGAAGCGCAAUAUUCCGAAAGAGAUACAUUGACAGAUCUACGUUCAUGUUUAAGUUCUGAGCCUGCCAAAUUGAUCGAAGGAAUAAGCUCUGAUUUAAACGCUGCACGGAAGUUCCUAGACCAAAAUUAUGGUGAGCGCCCCCAGGAUAUGGAUAAUACGCAUGUGAUCUCCCUGAUAGAGAGAAAAAUGAGCGAAGAGGGUGUGGGCGCGCUAUCUUAA